CCGCGCGGUGACGCCAUCGGCGCGCGCGGCGGCGGCGGAGGCCCCCGCGCGGCGGCCAUGAGGCGGCCCAACGUGCUGAUCACCGGCACGCCGGGAGUCGGCAAAACCACGCUGGGCAAGGAGCUGGCGUCCAGAGCGGGGCUGAGCUACGUCAACGUGGGCGACCUGGCCAAGGAAGGAGAGCUCUACGAAGGCUUUGAUGAGGAGUACAACUGCCCCAUCCUGGAUGAGGACAGGGUGGUGGACGAGCUGGAGCCCCGCAUGGGGCAGGGCGGCGUGAUCGUGGACUACCACGGCUGUGACUUCUUCCCCGAGCGCUGGUUCCACGUGGUGCUGGUGCUGCGCGCCGACAACGGCUGCCUGUACGACCGGCUGCGCAGCAGGGGCUACACGGGCAAGAAGCUGCAGGACAACAUCCAGUGCGAAAUAUUUCAGACUCUGUAUGAGGAGGCUGUGCUGUCCUAUAAAAAGGAAAUUGUGCACCAGCUACCCAGCAACACUCCAGAGGACCUGGAGAGAAAUUUGGAUCAGAUUAUGCAAUGGAUUGAGCAAUGGAUGAAGGACAACAACUGACUUGUGGUGAAACAUCUUCCCCACCCCCUGUCCCAGUCAGGGGAAGAGGCCGUGUGAGGACAGACCCGCAGGGAUCCCCGGUGGUCUCGGGUGCAGCAGGAUCUGCUCUGGCUGCUGUUAGAGCCUGGGCCCCAGGGGGCAGGGCUGCACAAGGAACAGGAAACCUGUCCUCAGAGAAAAGCUGCCUGGAAGGAAAGCCUUGUGCAACAUUCUGUAGGAAGUGCUUGCUUACAAACCCUUUGUGUACACCAGUUUGGGUAGUAAAACAACUUUCCUGAAAAA
Passer domesticus (house sparrow) is the source of this 855-nucleotide messenger RNA. It is a transcript of the gene AK6, whose product is annotated as adenylate kinase 6. Gene Ontology annotation, cellular component: cytoplasm; nucleus. NCBI's taxonomy places the organism in Eukaryota, Metazoa, Chordata, Aves, Passeriformes, Passeridae. Gene Ontology annotation, molecular function: ATP binding; AMP kinase activity; ATP hydrolysis activity. The transcript is spliced from 6 exons. Bases 58 to 573 code for a protein of 171 amino acids. The record is from RefSeq and is a predicted model, not a curated record.